CCCCGUGACCCACCUGUGACUGUCGGGUCGGCCCCGGUUCGGAGACGGCGGAGCGUGCCCGGGUGGCGGCGGCGGCGGUGGCGCCGCAGCGGCAACGGCCCCGCUAUGUGGCUGGGCCCGGAGGAGGUGCUGCUGGCCAACGCGCUGUGGGUGACGGAGCGGGCCAACCCCUUCUUCCUCCUGCAGCGGCGGCGGGGCCACGGCAAGGGGGGCGGCCUGACGGGGCUGCUUGUGGGAACCUUGGAUGUGGUUUUGGACUCAAGCGCUAGGGUUGCUCCUUACAGAAUUUUACAUCAGACACAGGAUUCUCAAAUCUAUUGGGCAGUGGCAUGUGGUUCAUCGCGUAAGGAAAUAACAAAACACUGGGAAUGGCUAGAAAAUAACUUGCUUCAGACACUUUCUAUCUUUGACAAUGAAGAAGAUAUCACUACCUUUGUCAAGGGCAAGAUACAUGGCAUUAUUGCUGAAGAAAAUAAGAAUCAGCAGCCUCAGGGGGAAGAAGAUCCUGGUAAAUUUAAAGAAGCUGAACUGAAGAUGCGUAAACAGUUCGGAAUGCCUGAAGUAGAGAAACUAGUGAAUUACUAUUCCUGCAGCUAUUGGAAAGGGCGUGUCCCCAGGCAAGGCUGGCUGUAUCUGACUGUUAAUCACCUUUGUUUCUAUUCUUUCCUUUUGGGCAAAGAAGUGACCUUAAUAGUCCAGUGGGUAGAUGUAACCCAGCUGGAGAAGAAUGCCACCCUUCUAUUCCCUGAAUGCAUCAAAGUGAGUACCAGGGACAGUGAGCUCUACUUCUCUAUGUUCCUCAACAUCAACGAGACCUUCAAGUUAAUGGAACAGCUGGCUAACAUUGCCAUGCGGCAACUAUUUGAUAAUAAAGGGUAUGUGGAGGACAUGUUGCUUCCUAAGCCCAGCAAGCCACUCAAAAAUAUUUCAGCACUCAAAAGAGAUUUGGAUGCUCGAGCCAAAAAUGAAUGGUACCGUGCUUCAUUUCGACUUCCUAAGGAUGAACGUCUUGAUGGGCAUACAGAUUGUACUUUGUGGACCCCAUUCAAUAAAAUUCACAUUCCUGGACAGAUGUUUGUUUCCAACAACUAUAUUUGUUUUGCUAGCAAGGCAGAGGAGGCUUGCCAUCUCAUAAUACCACUCAGGGAGGUCACAAUUGUUGAAAAAGCUGACAGUUCCAGUGUAUUGCCUAGCCCACUCUCCAUCAGUACCAAAAGCAAAAUGACCUUCCUUUUUGCUAACCUGAAAGACCGUGAUUUCCUGGUGCAGAGAAUCUCUGACUUCCUGCAGAAAACUCCGUCCAAGCAAUCGUGUAACAAUGGAGGAGGACGGAAAAAGAGCUGUGGUGACAAUGCACACGAGGAAAUUUCAGAGCUGUCUCCCAGCAGCCCACUUGCAGCCAGCCCUGUCUCACCUCUCAACAAUCAGCUGGCCAAUUUUUGCACAGAUGAAGUACCAACAGCAUCCCAGGGACUGCUUAAACUGUUUGGGAACAACACUGGGGAGCUCGUUGGAUCAAAAGGGGCAAAGGAGACAAUGAAAGAGGAGUCAUGGAACAUUCAUUUUUUUGAGUAUGGGAGAGGAAUGUGUAUGUAUCGCACACCCAAGACCCGUGAACUGGUGCUAAAAGGGAUUCCAGAGAAUCUUCGUGGAGAGCUAUGGCUCCUAUUUUCAGGAGCCUGGAACGAGAUGGCUACUCACCCUGGGUAUUAUGCAGACUUGGUGGAACAGUCAGUGGGAAAGUAUAGCCUUGCUACAGAGGAAAUAGAACGAGACUUACAUCGAUCAAUGCCAGAGCACCCUGCCUUCCAGAAUGAGCUGGGGAUUGCUGCACUUCGAAGAGUACUGACAGCAUAUGCUUUUCGGAAUCCCACAAUUGGCUACUGCCAGGCCAUGAACAUUGUGACAUCGGUACUGCUUCUGUACUGUAAUGAAGAAGAAGCUUUCUGGCUCCUUGUGGCCUUGUGUGAGAGGAUGCUGCCAGAUUAUUAUAACACCAGAGUGGUUGGUGCCUUGGUAGACCAGGGCAUCUUUGAGGAGCUCACACGGGACUGUCUUCCCCAGCUGUCUGAGAAGAUGCAAGACCUGGGAGUCAUUUCCAGCAUAUCGCUUUCUUGGUUCCUCACACUCUUUCUCAGCGUCAUGCCUUUUGAAAGUGCUGUGGUCAUUGUUGACUGUUUCUUCUAUGAAGGCAUCAAAGUCAUCUUGCAGGUAUCUCUGGCCAUCUUGGAUGCCAACAUGGAGAAGCUGCUAAACUGCUGUGAUGAAGGCGAGGCCAUGACUGUCUUGGGCAGGUACCUGGACAACGUAGUUAAUCGACAGAAUGUGUUCCCACGUAUUCCCCACCUCCAUGCCUUACUGACAAGUGGGGAUGAUCCACCAGUUGAAAUUGAUAUCUUUGAACUUAUAAAAACAGCCUAUGAGAAAUUUGGCCAUUUGAAAGCAGAUGACAUUGAGCAGAUGCGCUUUAAGCAGAGAUUGAAAGUGAUCCAUUCUUUAGAGGACACAGCUAAGAGAAGUGUGGUCCGAGCUAUAUCUGGUGACAUUGGUUUUUCUAUGCAAGAAUUAGAAGACCUCUAUGUAGUAUUUAAGGCAAAACACCUAAUGAGCUGUUAUUGGGGAAAUCACACUGUAUCUGCCCAGCGAGACCAGAGCCUGCCCUACUUAGAGCAGUACCGCAUUAACAUGGAGCAGUUCAAGGAGUUGUUUGCAUCUCUUACUCCUUGGUCUUGUGGCCUCCACACACCAGUGCUAGCAGAAAGAAUGUUCCGAAUGUUGGAUGAGAACAAAGAUGCACUAAUUAACUUCAAGGAGUUUGCAACAGGGAUGAGUGGAAUGUAUCAUGGUGAUCUGACUGAGAAGCUAAAACUUCUUUACAAACUACACCUACCUCCAGCUCUGAGCCCAGAGGAAGCAGAGUCUGCUCUGGAGGCCACACGUUACUUCACAGAAGAUAAUGCUACAGAAGUAUCUCCCUUUGUCUCAGAACUGGAUCUCUUCCUGCAUUGUGAUUCUCAAGAAGCAGCUAUGCGGGAAGAGAAAGCACCAAGAGAUGGGAACCCCAAAGACCAAGAGGAAAAGGGCACCAGUCCCCAAGAUUACAGAUAUCACCUGCGAAUUUGGGCCAAGGAAAAAGAUUCCAAAAAAGAAACUAUCAAAGAUCUUCCUAAAAUGAGUCAGGAGCAAUUUAUAGAGCUCUGCAAGACCCUUUACAAUAUGUUCAGUGAAGACCCCGUGGAGCAAGAGCUGUACCAUGCCAUUGCCACCGUUGCCAGCCUUCUCCUGCGCAUUGGGGAAGUAGGCAAAAAGUUCUCCCACCAGCCUGCUAAGAAAGCUGAUGACUUAAAAGCAAACAGCAUUCAGGACCCAGUAAGUGAAGAAGAGUCUCCAACAUCUGACCAGAGUCAGAAUUCAACUGUGGAGCAGUAUUCCCAAGCUACUCCAGAAGAAAAAGCUUCUGGAGACAUUCAGGUUGAGAAACAGCAACAGGAAAACCAGAUUUUGGUAGAUGGAGGUGGUGAGGGUCCAGGAUCUCCAAUACAGCUGUUUUCAGAUGAUGAAACUAAAGACGAUAUGUCCAUGUCUUCAUACUCCAUGGUCAGCACAGGCUCUCUGCAGUGCGAAGAUAUUGCAGACGAUACAGUGCUGGUUGGUUGUGAGGCGGGCAGUUCAGCUGCGCGAUAUGGCAGUACCAUUGACACAGACUGGUCCAUUUCCUUUGAACAGAUCUUGGCCUCCAUGCUUACAGAGACAGUACUGGUAAACUACUUUGAGAAGAAAGUUGACGUUGCACAGAAGAUCAAGGAACAAAAGAAAGUGGAGAGGCAGUUCAGUGCAUCCAGUGAUUAUGAACUUACCUCAGUAUCAGGCUGAACUCAAGAGAGAGGUGUAAAUAAUAGAGGCAGGAAAACUAGAAACCUAGCAGAUAGCUGGACACUUGUUUUUUGUUUUUUACCAACACCUACAACUACCCAACAAUUAAAGUCUCUUCAGCUGAGUAAGGGACUUAUCACAAUGACUCUUUGGUAUAGAUACCUCCCUGGAGGACACCUUGCUUGCUGUGCUUACAUUACAUUCUCAAAAGCAUGAAAGCCAUUAGAACCUAAUAGCCUCUGUGACCUAGAAUUACUAUGGUAAAUUAUGCAUGUGUGCCUCUGCCUAUCUUUCUUUAAUGAAGCUUGAUUUCAGUCACACUAUUGCUUUAGGUUCCUUGGUAGUUGCUCACAAGAAAUGCAGCCUAGCUUGAAUUCUUUCCUCUAUAUCUUUGGCUGCCUCCCUGUGACCUUAACGCCAUGUAUCAAAAUGCUGUAGAGAUCCCCAGCCUGCCUGAGAGAGCAUUGUUAGGAACCUAGAUGUUACGCAAUAACUAGUCAGAUGUAAAGGAUGUUAUGCUCUGUUACGCCUGGCAUCCUGCAGCUAGAAUGUACCAGUGUCUUGGGACAGCUGGUUUCUAUCCCAGAUGAUAUACCAUCACAGUAGCUUGUGGUUUUCAACACUGCCCAAGAAAGAUGCAUACUAAUAUGUUUUAGCCCAGUUUUAACUCUUCAGUGCCAUGUGAUUUUUUUUGUUUUUUGUUUGUUUUAAUUUCCCUGAGGGGGGAAAAAGCAGCACUGAGAAUUGCAAAAGCUAUGGAGACUGAUAAGAACACAAUUCUUGGUGCUUUGGGGCAUUAGAGUGUUUACUUCAUAAUUUUUGAUGGUACAAGGGCUCAGAAAUGUGGGGUUUGAAGAAGUUAAUAACAUGGAAGAUCUAAGCCCCUACACCAGUAAGCUACUUAUCAUAGAAGACUUGCAUCACUGUACAGGCUGCUUAUCUGAUCUGUUUCUCACCAUGGUGGAAAGUGGAUCUAUUGCUUUUGUGUGUGUGCUGGGCUCAAGUAAUGCAAGUGUGUACACAGUUUAGGACUAAGCAGAAAGCAGAGAGAUUAGUCCAGUUCAUCUGAACCAACUAACCUACUGGCUACAUGCUGGUCCAGAAGUUCCACACCAUAGGAAUCUUGCUGGUUAUACCCUCCUAACAGUGUCUGUUACCUACUUUAUAAUGUUGUGUGGUGUUUAGACAACCCUCUUUUCCAGCGGCAUAGAGUACGGAUAUGAGAUCUGUGCUCUGAGAAUCAGUUGUAGGCCUGAGGAAAACUGGAGCUCCAUUUUGGGAUUGAGAACUUCCCUAUGGGAAGGCAUUCACUCUAAAGAAGCACUAUUAUAUUUGUUUAUACAGUAUUUGUAUACCU
Messenger RNA from Zootoca vivipara (common lizard), 5230 nucleotides. RefSeq names its product TBC1 domain family member 9B (gene TBC1D9B). Gene Ontology annotation, molecular function: calcium ion binding. The record is from RefSeq and is a predicted model, not a curated record. NCBI's taxonomy places the organism in Eukaryota, Metazoa, Chordata, Lepidosauria, Squamata, Lacertidae.